AUGAUUCGAAAGGAUCUAAAUAGUCCAUCAAUGUAUGAAACAGAUAUUGCUAUGAGUGAUCUUUCAUGUUUUAUAAAUAGUGAUCUUGCACGUGAUUUAACUAAUGAGAUAAUGACGCUUAUGACAUCAACAAAACCAUAUAUUCUUCUUGUUCCAAUUUCAUCGGAUUUACCAAAUCAUAAUGCUUCAACUCAACUAUAUGUACAAAAACUUCGAAUACUUAUCGAAGAUUCAGAUCGAAAUUUAAAAUAUAUUGGUUUACUUGCUAUGUCGACAAUCUUACAUACGCAUCCAAAAAGUAUUCAAUCACAUAGUGAUUUAAUAAUGCGUUGUCUUGAUCUUCUUUCUCGAAUGACAAUUCUUCUCGAAAAUGCUUAUGUUUUUAUUAAUGAUUCAAAUUCUACAACUGUUGCCGAAGUUUUAUAUGCUGCUGCAUGGAUUUGUAGUGGAUUUUGUUCUCAUUAA
Rotaria sordida is the source of this 465-nucleotide messenger RNA. The record is from the annotation of a GenBank genome assembly. Lineage: Eukaryota; Metazoa; Rotifera; Eurotatoria; Philodinida; Philodinidae.